AGACUCAUCGCUGAUGGGAAAACACUCCGCAAUUACCCCCAGCAUCUCAUAUCGCCUUUGUGGUCCAUAUGCUGUAUUUAUUUGCACAUAUUUGUGUAAUAUGCCAAAGACGACGCAGUGCUUCGCAAACCUCUCCUUUUCAGUAUACAGGCAAAGCGCCCCGGGGUGCAACAUCAGUUGUGAUGAGGCGUUUGGAUGCGCGACAUGGAAGUCGUGUGCGCACAUGGGCAGCAUUCCACAUCCUCUGUUAUUGAGUGUACGGUAUGCGCAUGUAUGUAACUACAGUCGUGACUGGCGGCAAGGAAUGUGAUGAGCCCUCUUGAGGGGAUGACAGACGUGUUGAUGAGCAGCACCCGUCAUGGCUUUGCGAUGGCAGCCAUUGCUUAGUUGAUGUUUUUACUUUGGAUUUCACAAGCACAAACAUGUCUGGUAAAUCUUCAGGCACAAUGACCGCUUGCGCCGACGAGCGUCGGAACACGGUUUGAUAUUGUUGUUUGUGUUUGUCAUUGAAUCACAACAGUUUGAAUUCACAGGAAGUGACACUGCUUCGCUGCUUGAGAUGUGAAGCUUUUCGUGAGCAGAAGGAAUUGUCUGACCUCCUUCCAAAUCAUUUCUGUUCUGCGGUGCAAAUUGGAUAGACCACAGUCUAACAAAUUUCUUUACACUAAAAGUUUAGCCAAUCUUCAUCAUUUUAACACACAUGCACAGCUCUCGCGCGCGUAGGGCAGGUCCCAGCACCAAUGAUUCGUCACAGGCUGGCCAUUUCCUGUGGUCGAUCAUGAGCUGGUCCCUCCCACGUACACGAGGACAGUACAUUCUAAUUUUUCAUUUAUCUUCUAGAAGCAAGUUGCAUUUAUUUACCACUUGAUUUGCAAAUUUUAACUUUAGUGUACACACACAAUUUGAUCUCUGGUCAUUUGUCAUUGGGCAUACAAACAGCAUUGUCAUACUUCUUGCAUGGACAGGAGCUCUAAUAAUCCAAAAAAUGUUCCAAUAAUCUGACAAUGACAUGUUUUGCUGUCAUAUGGGCAUCUAUUCUUUCUUUCUCUGUAUUAGCAUGAGGGGUCAAAGGAGAGGAAGCUUGUCAUGCUGUAAAUGUGAUUUUUCCUCUGCCUCUUCCUCUGCCCCUUGACUGGCACCGUUUUUUUUCUAAAACACUCUAUUGACCAGUGUCCACGUUUCCCACAGUUCCAACAGUUGUCAGAAUCUGAUGGGGGUUUUGAAUUAUAUGGUGGCCUUCGGCCUUGUUGGUCUCUCUCUCUUCCUCUCCCUUUGGGAACUUUGGAAGAAGAUCGGUGUAUCUUCAUUUAGAUCAUUAUCAUCAUCUAGAUGAAAUACAUCAGAACAUUUGCCUUUUUGGAUAACUUUUUCAGCAUGCCUGUCCCACUGCAUAGUUGUUGUAUACAAGUUUUGCACACGAGCGGAAUGCCUCUCUUGCUCUUCUGCUUGAGCUGCGGCUGGAGCCGUGGCCGGGACAGUGCGCCUGCGCACUGUGGCCUCAUUGUCUUCCGGCCUGACAAACAUAGUCGCAGCACUUUUCAACUUUCUGUCUUUUGGAUUUAUUCUCUUCUCUCUUGUGAAGCUUUCAACCACAGUCUAGCACAAUUCAACUCUCUCUCUUUUCUUUUUCCACUUCAGCAUGUAUUACAUACAAUCAAGAAAUCUACUCGCCAUGAACUCAUCUCCUUCAAGAGCUAGAGAUUUAUCGUUCCUUUUUCUCAUCUUAAUUUUAAUUUCUCCAGUGUUUUUUUUCAAUCUCUUUUUAUUUUCUUUGAGGAUCCUCAAUGCAGGUUUAAAUUGACCUUCUAACAAAUUACUAGCCUGUGUUAUUGCCGUCGAUCAAUGCUAGAACUGCUUUUUAGUCAAUUUAUCCUACCAGUCACACAUUCAACCACACAAAUUUCUUAUCCCUGCCUACGCCAAGUCCUCUUUUAAAAAUAAAAGAGCUGCUUCAUCCGGAUGGGGGACUCUACAACAUCCCUUCCUUCCCUGGGAACUGAAGACAACUGUCCAGUUACCCAGCCCUGCCAACGCGAAGUUGUCCCCUUAGAACAGUGGUUGUCAAAUGAGGGUACACGGAGGUACGUGAGAUUUUACAAAAAUAUAUAAAACAGUUUGAAAACCACUGCUCCAGAAGAGCCACUUCAUCCGGAGGGGGACUCUACAACACCCCCUCCUUCCACAAGACUUCUUAUCUUCUGUCUUGCCUAUUUUUAUUCCUGUGCACUUUUACGCGUUUCACAGCUCGAACAAAUCAAAGCCGUAUCUCAUAGCUCGGACAAACCAAAGCCGUACCUCAUAGCUCGGACAAACCAAAGCCGUACAUCAUAGCUCGGACAAACCAAAGCCGUAUCAGCGGUUUUUUAAAAUUUAUUUUUUAUUUUUAUUUUUUAACUUACGUGUCUCCUGGUUCGUUGCAUUGCCGGGUCCCGUCAAACCACCUCUGUCAGACGAAGGCAGACCUAAGAUGCUGGCCCAGUGAAGAAGUUCUCUUCCCAGGACUUUCUUUUCCAGGUCCUCCUAAUGGACGCUGGCUUGUCGACAAUGCAGCACGUCUUCCUCCGUCAGCCAGAUGGCGGGUAUGAGGGUCCCGGGUUUCGGCACCAAAAUGUUAGAGUGGUGCUCACUCUAACUUAUUUUGCAAGAACCACACGGAGACAAGUUAGUCGUUUUGGGCACCUGCAGGCGGAGAGUUCACUCGUCGCUGUGUUUACAGCGAUGGUCGAAUGAAGUCUGACUCUCGCUUCCCACAAGAGCAUCUUUAUUAAGAGAAAAAGGGUGGUGGUGAUAGUAGACUGAAUAGACAAGUUAAAAAGCCCUUGACCUCUAGAUUAGCAGAGCAGUGGAUGUUUUACGACAUUGUGUAGGAUGGAACAAGCUAGGUUAUUUAUUACUGGUUACAUACCUUCCAACAUAAUCAUAGAUCAAGAUAGUUUGGAAAACCCUGACAAAGAUAAUGCACUUUGUAAGUAACUGUCAAAAGAAAAUUAAAAGCACAAUAUAACCACCAAGAGAGCCUGUUUCUGUUUUAAGAUAGCAGUUGAUUUUUUUUAAUGACACCCCAAAUGUCAAAUAUAUGUUGUCCUUUGCAUAAAACCGAGUGCUGUGUUACAAUCUGUUUGUGGUCCAUAGUGAGUGCACCUCAGUGAUGCUGCAAGGCGUGGAGCCUCGUGUGAUUCUGGCAGGAGGAGGAGGAGGGAGGGCGCUGUAAAAGAGUUGUCUCUCUCUCCCGCCCGUUUCAUCCAUCCAGGUCAUACUCCGCUGCAGUGACUCGGCACACAGCUUGCAUUUUUGUAGCCAGUACUUGGUUUUUUUUCUGGACGCUGGGGGGGUGGGAUACAGACUCAAUCUCCUGAGGCAAGCCGGCAGACAAGCACCGUUGCUCGGCCAUGGGAGCAGAAAGCUCAGCCCAGCGGGACGUUGCCCGGAACAGAGAGGAGGAGGAUGCUUCAAUCUCGGUCGAGGGAGGCGCCAUGCUCGAUAACAAGUCCCUGCACAAGAAUGGACAAAUCUCCAGCCUGACCAGUCUGAUUGGACACUCGGAGGACAACACACUGGCAGAAGUUGGCCAGCCAGAUGGUGUGUCUGUGGCUCAGAAGGAGGACACCUCAGAGACCAUGGACACCAUCGCGGACGAGCAGUCUUCUCAGGUGAACGGUGAGAAAACAGAGAAGGAGUCUCCUGACAACAUCACUCCCGUUGAGGAGAAGGCAGCGGAGGAGAAGCCCAACGAGACAGGCGAAGUAGGCUUCAAGAAGAUCUUCCGCUUCGUGGGCUUUAAGUUCACCCUGAAGAAGGAUAAGAGCGAGGAGAAAGAGCCCGUGAAGCUGCUGACGGUGAAGGACAAGGACGGAGAUGCGGUCAACGGAAUCGAUGAGGCAGGAGAGAACGGGAUCACGGAAAAGGCAAUCAACACUGAGGCUGAGCUCACUGAAGAUGCUAAAAAUGUUGAAAGCCCAGACGAUCCUGGUGAUGUCAUCGAGACCUCAGAUGAAGCCGACAAGGAUGAAGGCGCCGAGAAAGAGGACGAGGCCAGUCCGCCGCCCCAAGAGGCUGCCUUGUCCCCCUUCAGGAAGCUGUUCAGUACCAACCUCUUCUCAAAUCUGCGAAAGAGGUCCAGCAUCAAGAGGACCAAAGAGGAGGAAGGCAAGGAGGUAGCUGGUGAGGAUGAAGCUGCUAAGCUAGAAGAAGGAGAAGAAAGCAAGGAGGACGGAGCGACCACUCAAGAGAAAGAACAAGCCGAAGAGGAAGCCCCAGCAUCACCCGACAAAAUGAAACCCGAACCGAGCUCGGAGAUUGACGUCACCGUCGAUAGCCCUACGUCUGAUGAGACGAAGCCAGAAGAGGAAAAAGCAGAAGAAAAGAAAGCUGCAGCAGAGGUGACGUCUGAUUCCGAACUUACGGCUUCGCAAGAGAAGGCAAAACCCCAAGGAAGCCCUCUAAAGAAGCUUUUCACCGGUGCUGGCUUGAAGAAACUCUCCACUAAGAGCAAGAAGAACAAGAAAGAUACUGAGGUGAAACUGACAGAGUCUGGGGAGCAAGCAGGAGAACUUCAGUCUUCUGUGGAAUCCACAGAAGCGGCAAAAGCUGACAGUGGGCCCUCAUCUCCAGAGAAAUCCGGAGAACAUGUUGCUGAAGCUGAGGCGGCGCAGUCCGACUACACACAGGAACCCGAAGGUGAAGUCGUCUCUGAUGGAGAGAAGAAGAAGGAGGGAAUCGUGGCCUGGUCUUCCUUCAAGAAACUCGUGACACCCAAGAAGCGUGUGAAACGAUCUUCUGAGAGCGACGAUGAGAUCCCAAGUGAGAAAGCGGCAAAGUCAGCGACCUUGUCGUCUUCUGAAAGUGCUCCGUUGGCAAAUGAAAGUGCGGAGGAGGAAGCCAAAGAGGACAAACCUUCCGAGGAUGAGAGCAAAGCUGAAAAUACUGACGAGAAGCUUGUGAGCAGCACAGAGGAACCCAAAAAGAAGAUGGACACGUCAGUCUCCUGGGAAGCUCUGAUGUGUAUGGGAGGACCCAAAAAGAGGACCAGGAAGACUUCUGAUUCGGACGAUGAGGAAACCAAGAUUGAAGAGGAGAGUCACGUGACCGCCGGAGAACAGGACAAGCAGGAGGACAAGACCGAAGCAGCUGCUGCAAACUUUCAAAGUGACGAAGAAGGCGCUUCCUCCCCAGAACCUCUGAGUAGCCCACCUGAGAGGGAGUCGACCUGGGAUACGCUGAAACGCAUGGUCAUGCCAAAAAGUAAGUCCAAAACUGAAGAGAAGACAGAAGAACAAGUUCAGCCAGAAAGCGAAGCACCAAAGGAGGAGUCGUCAUUCUCUCUGAAGAAGUUCUUCCCUGGUCUCAGAAAGAAGAAAACUGAAAAACAAGCGUCCACCGAGAGCGAGGAGGACUCCGACACCCCGGCUGUCGUUCCUCUCUCUGAGUAUGACGCACAGCAGGAGGUCAUCCAGGAACAAGCAGAAGAAACCGCGGCUCCGGCUCAAACGUCCUUGGAUGAAAGAUCUCCAUCUUGGAUCGCGGCCGUGGUGGAGUGCGGCGAUGACAAGCACGACGAGCUGAGCGACAUCACCGAAGAAGCAGAGAACAUCGCCACGCCCAAGUCCGUUGACACUGGCAAUUUGGAGGAUGACGCCGAGGAGCACGUCGGACGGAGGUUGUCGGUAGCUGAAGUUGCUCAAACUCCUCCUUCAGAAACCACCAGCGGUGAGCCCGACAGACCCCGGGAUAAAAACGCUCAGCAGUUUGUGGCAGCCAUUAAGGCCCAAAUAAGUGAAGUUCCACCCAUGACAUCUGUGAUCUGCGAGGACGCAUCAGUUGAGAUUUCCUCUGAAGAAUCCGAACCAGCUUUGGAGCAAGCUGAUUCCAAAUCUCUCCGUCUGUUUGCCCCCCAUACCCAAACUGAGACCACAGCCAUCUGCAUUGGGGUGGAAACCAAGAAGAUUGACGAAGUCACUCUGGAGGAACCUGCGACUGAGAUCAGAGAGGGCCUUCCCGUCAUCACCGACGCCCACAGCACCGAGGUCUUAGAAGAAGAGGAGGCGGUAAAAAUGGAGGAGGCCGUUGUCACGGAAGAAGCCCUGCUGAGCGCCCAAGUUCAAGUGAGAACCGUCGAGGUCGAGCUGGCCCAAAGCUCACCGAGCGACGCAUUGGAGGUUCAAACCGCAGAGGAGAGCUGCGAACACGCGUUGACGACGGUCGCCGUCGUCAACUCUUUGCUGGAGCCACAAGUUGCGGAGGCCAUCGCGAAUAUGGCCGACGACGCUCCGAUCGUUGCCAUUACACCAACGUUGGAAAUCGCCGCGUCUCUGCAAAACGGAGACGUCACCGAGCCGAGCGUGCAGAUCAAGGAAGGAGAACUCCCCUGUGAAACGGUCGCCUCGAGUGAGCAGGUUUGCGUCAUCUCCGAAUCCGUCGUCCUGGUCAGCCCGGCCCUUGCGAACCAAGUGUCAACCUCCGACGUGUUUGAGCCAGAAGAUGUCACAGAAACCAACAGCGACAAAGAGAUCUCCAGUCAAAUUGAAGCCCAGAGCUUGGUCAUCGCCCAGUCCGUCAUUCAGGAUGCUGUGGAGAAAGUUUCAGAACAGCCCAAGACCCCAGAGUCCUCCACAACACCAGUCCAGGCAGUGAUAACCACAGAAAAGGAGAUCUUGACGGAGGUGCCGGUUAUCACUGACACCCCUACCCCCAUCAUCAAAGACGAACCGGCAGAGAAACCUCUUUUCGUCGCCACGGAAUGCGAAACAGUUCCCGUUGAGGUGGCGGCGAUCCUCAACGGUUCUGCAGUGGAGAACGGAGGAUUUGAGAAAGGCUUGAAGAAAGCUGUGGAGAUCAUUGCAAGUGAGGAAUUUGAGGAAAAAGUGGUGGAGAUCAUUGGCGAGAGUCAGAAGAAACUGGAAGCUGUGAAGGAAGAGAUGGAAGAAGACAAACCGCAAUCGGAGAAGGAGACCCGCAUGCCGGUCCAGGUGGUCCUGCAGACCGCGCAGGUGGUUGAGGAGGAGUCUAUCAAAGAGGAGUUGGUGGUGGAAUUCGGCAGCAACAGCACUGUGGACGGCAGAGGAGACCGGGUGGCGAGCGAGCAGUCGGAAAGUCUCCCGGCGUCGUCAAAGUGCGCCGAGGUGAUGGCGCAGGUGAUGGAGGUCAUUGAAGAGGCGGUGAAGGAGAUCCAGCCCGCGUCCACAGAGAUUACACCGGUGUCGUGAACAGGAUGAUGCUUGGUUAGGACUACCCACUGACACGUUGGGCCCCUUCCUGCCCCGACUGGGUCGCCAAGCUUCCUGUCCAACGCCCAUACAACCGCCCACAACCCUGCAUCCAGCCAUGGACGAAUGUUUACCUGUGUGUGCGUGCGUGCGCAUGUUUGUGUCUGAUGUAUAGACCUCAAGACAAAAUCAAAAGGUAAACAUAUUGUAUAUUGUAUUUAUAUCACGUGUAUUCUUCCAAUCAUCCUUUAUUUUUUCAUGUUGAGCCCUGUUUUUUCAGUUUUAUUUCCUUCAUCACACGUAAAAAAUAUUUUUAAGAAUGCCAGAAGAAACAAGUUAUUACUAAAGCUAACUGUUUCAUACAGCAAGACGUAUUAUUGUUAUUCAAAUAUUUUGUAGCUGCCAUGGUACAAACUGUGAUUUCUAUUGUCAGUAAAAUAAAAUUGGAGUAAAUUUCCUCAUAUUCCACAGAUCUACAUAAAACAUUCGGUGCCUAUUUUACUGUGAAAUAACCUUUUCACUUAUCUGUCUUAACAUAAGUGGUAGGAAACGAGUUGGAGGGUUAAAGGUGCAUUAAGUUAUGAAGGCAAGCUGCUUUGGACCACGAAUCACAAGAGUCUGGAGGUUGCUUAAUAAAAAAUGUUUCCCAAUACAUUUGGUUCAGUUGUAUCAAUGACUGACACCAGCAAGGUUUAUGACCAAAUGAGAAAAAAAUAAUCAAUUUUUGCUUCUUUGUACAUAAACAUUUUCUCCAAAACUCCUUUUUGCCCUCUCAGUCACUUUUGUCUUCACAGUGAGCCUGUUAACAUUUGAACAGAGGAUAUGUAUACGCGACUUGUAUAAACUGACAAAGCCUCUUGUUAUAACAACUAAUAUACUUCAUUCUCCCUAAUAUUAACAUAAGCAUGGUUUUAACUGUCUUUUUUUUUGGUAUUUUCCAAGUUGUUAAUAGUAAGGAUACACAAACGUGUCUAUAUUUCAUUCAAUAAAGUUUAGAUGGUGGAGGUGAA
Messenger RNA from Syngnathus typhle (broad-nosed pipefish), 8212 nucleotides. It is a transcript of the gene akap12b, whose product is annotated as A kinase (PRKA) anchor protein 12b. The transcript has 5 exons. Gene Ontology annotation, molecular function: calmodulin binding; protein kinase A binding. The record is from RefSeq and is a predicted model, not a curated record. Gene Ontology annotation, biological process: signal transduction; regulation of protein kinase C signaling. Gene Ontology annotation, cellular component: cytoplasm. The coding region runs from base 3390 to 7202 and encodes 1270 amino acids. NCBI's taxonomy places the organism in Eukaryota, Metazoa, Chordata, Actinopteri, Syngnathiformes, Syngnathidae.